AUGGCAGAAAAUGUCAUCCCAGAUGCCAGUCUGGAAUGCUUGGACCACUGUGUUAAGAAGGAGACUGAGACCACUUUCUGCUUCAGCAAGAAAGAGGGCUUUGAACCAGGGAGUGGGACGUGGCUACUCACCAUCCUGAAGCCCCUCACCAUGCCCGACAUCCAGAUCUCAGAGGUGGAUGCACCUUUGGAGAGCAACCAGACACCGAGCCCCACAGACUCCAAGGGCCUGAAGCCCCUGCAGGAAGACACCCCACAGCUGAUGCGCACACGCAGUGACGUGGGUGUGCGUCGCCGUGGCAAUGUGAGGACACCCAGCGACCAGCGGCGAAUCCGACGCCACCGCUUUUCCAUCAAUGGCCAUUUCUACAACCACAAGACGUCGGUGUUCACGCCAGCCUACGGCUCGGUCACUAAUGUUCGCAUCAACAGCACCAUGACCACCCCGCAGGUCCUGAAGCUGCUACUCAAUAAAUUUAAGAUUGAGAAUUCAGCAGAGGAGUUUGCUUUGUACGUGGUCCAUACCAGUGGUGAGAAACAGAAGCUGAAGUCCACCGAUUACCCCCUCAUUGCCCGAAUCCUCCAGGGCCCAUGUGAACAGGUCUCCAAAGUGUUCCUUAUGGAGAAGGACCAGGUGGAGGAAGUCACCUAUGAUGUGGCCCAGUAUAUAAAGUUCGAGAUGCCUGUCCUUAAAAGCUUCAUCCAGAAACUCCAAGAGGAAGAAGAUCGGGAAGUAAAGAAGCUGAUGCGCAAGUACACGGUGCUCCGCCUAAUGAUUCGGCAGAGGCUGGAGGAAAUAGCUGAGACCCCUGCAACAAUCUGAGCCACCGGAACGAGGGGAUCCAGGCACCGCAGGAGCUGCCGUUGACCAACAGGAAGCUGUGCACUUUCUUUCCUUGGAAGUGUUUACAUGCAAACCUCUCUGGCUGUGGACAAGCAGUCAUCUGCUGCCUGCAGCAGGGUGAAGAAACCAGCAGACAGCUCCCCGCCCCUGGAUCCCUGCUCUCCUUUCUUUCACUCCAAGGACUUCUGAUUUUUGUUAUAAGGAGGACCCAAAAUGUGUGUGUGUGUGUGUGUGUAAGUGUGUGUGCACGCACAUGGUAUGUGUCCAUGUGCCUCUCUGAUACUUUCACAUGCAAUUAAAUUCUAAGCAGCCAGCAUAAGUGCUGUGAGGCUGGUGGAUAUGCUGCUCGUGGGCAGGAAAACCAGAAGAGUCACUGAUCUGAGGGGUUUUAGGCUGAAGAAAAGAUUUUUCCCCUCAAAUGCCAGGGAGCAGCCACACAUAUCUGCCCAUGUUUAGAAGGGAAAGGGGAUCCCUCAAGCUCAUCAUUUGGGGGAUUGCUGUGUUAGAGAUUCUCCCUGUAUGCCUAGAAGCAACGGUGAUUGUGACAUCCUCAGAAACUAACAAAAUAACAGCCCCAUCCCCUUGGGACAAGUCUGAUGGAAAGAAAAAGAUAAACCACCAGUGGGGCAGAUGCAAUAAGCCCACGAGUUUUUACACUGGAAACUUUGAUCAUCUUAAGUAACAAAGAUGAAUAUGAUGUUCUUUGUGGAUUCCUGUAAAGAAUGAAUUCAGCCUCUGGCCCCACCUCCAUGGCCACCUCUAGGAGACAGGAGAAGAAGCCGUGUGUUUCUCUUUGUGCAUCAAGCUGUCGACCCAUCUUUCUGGUGCUUCCUUGAGUUGAAGGAAAGAUCUCACGAAACAAAGAUCUCAUUGGUGCACACGUGGAGCUGACUGGCUAGUGUGGCAAGGACCUGGCUUGCUCUGGGAUGGUGGCCAGGAGGUUUCCAAGUCCCCUCCUUAGGGCUGAAGGGAAAUGUUGGAAGUUACCUGCAGAAAUGACAGGUGCCUUCGAGCCCAGCCUCUCUUCACAUCAUCAAGGGUCUUCCUGCACUCAGAGCAUAGGCUGUGUGUUUGAAGUCAAAGCUUUAUUUUUUUCCAUCCUCUGGAUUUGUGCAGGUUGCCCUUACCCUGUGCAUGGAGGUGGACUUCAAGAAUGAGGAUUUGUCCUGCUACUGACAGUGUGAACUCAGGGAAGCUCUCUAGGCUGUUCUGUGAAGGUGCAUCAGGAGGACAGAGCUUCUCUCAGCUUUUCUGAGUAUCCACCAGGUGAUCUUUAGGGCCAACCCCAAUGGGGGAAUGGAGCAGGGACAGUCUAUCCCCUGUGACCCCCAUUGGAAAGAUUGCCAGACAGCUGGACACCAGUGCACUGAUCCACAUUGAGGAGGGACAGAUGGAUGCUUGAUGAGGAUAUCAACCAAGCAAGCCCAGGAACUCCUAACAGCAGGUGUCUCUGAGCCUUGUUGGGGUGGGGCGCCCCCAUCUCUUCUCCACCUCCUCUUCAAGGAAGGUUUGCAGAGCUGGGCAGUCGAGGGAGAGAGAACCUCUGGUCAGUGCCUCCAAAGGAAGGUGGAUCUUUGCAGCAGAGCCAUUCCUGCCCUGGGCACCUCCUGCCCUCCUGUACCUGUGGCCUUCUCCACAGCUUCCUGCGAGACUCACAGCUGUAGUCUCUUGUGGACUUUUGAAAAGCGUGCUGCCACCAAGUCUUUUAGUGAACCUAUCUCC
Galeopterus variegatus (Sunda flying lemur) is the source of this 2565-nucleotide messenger RNA. It is a transcript of the gene RASSF2, whose product is annotated as Ras association (RalGDS/AF-6) domain family member 2. The transcript is spliced from 8 exons. Lineage: Eukaryota; Metazoa; Chordata; Mammalia; Dermoptera; Cynocephalidae. The record is from RefSeq and is a predicted model, not a curated record. The coding region runs from base 1 to 822 and encodes 273 amino acids. Gene Ontology annotation, cellular component: nucleus; cytoplasm. Gene Ontology annotation, biological process: positive regulation of protein kinase activity; signal transduction; positive regulation of JNK cascade.